AUGCCGUGUGGUCCGCAGGAAGCACAGCCGGAAGGGGUGAGCAAGGACUUGGCGAGCGUCUACAAGCGCAUGGAGGAGUGGAGGUCGGAGAUCGACUCUCCGACCACGGCCGUCUCGGACUUGCCGGUGUCGGGGUCAGAGAUUCAGAACUCGGAAGAGGCCACGGUGGAAGAAGAAGCUGCGGAUGCCUCCGGAUACGGAACUUCGGAUGAGACGCUGGAGUCGACGCCGACGCACGCGCCGGAAGACCACGAGGUCGUGGUUGAUGAAGGUGUUCAUUCGGCCGCCAAUCCUGGAAGCUAUGGGCAUCCAGAGGUGUGCCGCAAGCCUUGUGUCUUUUUCCAAGUCGGCCAGUGCGAGAACGGCGACGCUUGCGGCUACUGCCACCUUCGCCACGAGAAGCGUCUGCGCCUGCCAGACCGGAGGCAGCGCAGCGUUCUCCGGAAACUGAACAAAUCGGAGCUGCUGCACACCUUUCUGCCGAUACUCUGGUCUGAGGCUCGGCGGGCGGGCAUUGUGCAGCAAGCUGAGCACGUUCUCGAGAUUUUGGAGGCCGCCUUGAGUACACAGGGCACGCCUCGAGCAGCCAAGCUCGUCGGUGACGAUGCAGAGUAUCUGAAGGACCUUCUGCUUCGAAUGUCCUUCGGCAGCUUGAUGGCAAUGCUGCUUCACAACAUGCAGCCGGGUGUAUUUGUGGAUGCCGCUCGUCACGAGAUGGAGAAGCUGCGGCGAACUGUGCAAGUCAAUGCUUGA
Molecule: messenger RNA, 753 nt
Organism: Symbiodinium sp. CCMP2592
Lineage: Eukaryota; Dinophyceae; Suessiales; Symbiodiniaceae
Source: the annotation of a GenBank genome assembly